This is a messenger RNA of Porites evermanni, 4237 nucleotides long. NCBI's taxonomy places the organism in Eukaryota, Metazoa, Cnidaria, Anthozoa, Scleractinia, Poritidae. The record is from the annotation of a GenBank genome assembly.
UUUCAGCGUGAGUGUAUUUCUGUCCACGUUGGUCAAGCCGGAGUUCAGAUUGGAAAUGCUUGUUGGGAGUUGUACUGCUUGGAGCAUGGAAUUCAGCCUGAUGGUCAGAUGCCGAGCGACAAAACUAUCGGCGGUGGUGAUGAUUCCUUUAACACAUUUUUCAGCGAAACUGGAGCGGGAAAACACGUUCCUCGCGCUGUGUUUGUCGAUUUGGAACCCACCGUAGUCGGUGAGAAAAGGAAACAUUGUUUUAUAAUCUAGCAGUAGAAAUAAAAUAAAGAUUUGUAAGUUGAAAAAUCUGCGAAGAAAAAGACAAAUCAAAAUAUCUUAUUUAAUAUAUCGCCAGAGAUAUAAACGAAAACAUUUUCAAGAGGCGGAAUAUUAUAAAUUAGAAAUUAUGAACCAAUAAUAUAUUGACCACGGUCCUUAAGCGCAAUUUUAAGGUAUGAGUUGAUAACAUACGGCUUUUUUAUUGCAACAUUCUGAGUUUAUGUUGUCAAGAAAGUUUGAAAUAGAGAUAUAAUCGUCCCGCACGGAAUCUGGACUAUUUCGUGUAGGUAGAAAUUUGCAAUUGAACUACUGGUUUCUAUGGCAUUAGUUAGCAUGUCAUUCAUUUUUUUUAAAAUUCAAAGUAUCUAUAAAAUUUACAUAUAUUGGUGCUAUUGAAAUUGACAGAAAUUAUGAACAAUAAAUUAAGUGGAGUGUUUUCUUGCAUCAUGUAUAGCAAACGAAUAUAUUUAUUGUUACAAGAGAUUCUUGUAAAGAUUUUGCCUCGGACAAUGUUCGUGACGCUACUAGAACCAAAGUUCAACUUGUUCAUAUUCACUAAAAUAUUGCUUCCGUUCCGAGAGAUAAAUCGACAACACCAAUUGUAUCAGUCAUGCGUUUAGCCGCUCAGUUUUUGAUGAAUGUGCCUUUUAAUUUGUUCAUUUAGAGAUCAAUAUGACACCGAAGUCAACUUUUUGUAGAAAAUGCUUAUCUUUUUGGGCCUAUCUGAUACCGGCACAGAAAAACAAAAAUUGAUGAUAUGACUUUUAAAAAAUGGUCAUAACUAGACCUUUUAUUCUAUAUUUCACAGAUGAAGUUCGCACAGGCACCUACAGACAGCUGUUUCACCCAGAACAGUUGAUAACUGGCAAAGAAGAUGCCGCUAACAACUAUGCUCGUGGGCACUACACUGUUGGAAAGGAAAUGAUCGAUCAGGUUUUGGACAGGAUUAGAAAGCUGGUAGGUAUUCAAGAAGAUGUAUAUAGAGAUAUUGUUUAGUUCAGUGCAAACUUCUGUCAGUUUUUCUGUGUAUUGGAAUUAAAUGAUUCCUUUAAGCAUUUUGAAAGUUAGUUCCCUGCUUUAUAUCACAGGCAGACCAAUGCACAGGCUUGCAGGGAUUCCUUGUUUUCCACUCUUUUGGUGGAGGUACUGGAUCGGGCUUUACCUCUCUCCUUUUGGAACGUCUGUCUGUUGACUACGGCAAGAAAUCCAAAUUGGAGUUCUCUAUCUACCCCGCACCGCAAGUAGCAACAGCAGUGGUUGAACCUUACAACUCUAUUCUGACCACUCACACCACCUUGGAACAUUCUGACUGUGCCUUUAUGGUGGAUAAUGAAGCCAUUUAUGACAUCUGUCGUCGUAACUUGGACAUAGAAAGGCCAAGUUACACCAACCUGAACCGUCUGAUUGGUCAGAUCGUAUCCUCCAUCACUGCUUCACUGCGCUUUGAUGGUGCACUGAAUGUUGACUUGACUGAGUUCCAGGUAAGGUGUUGCAAGCUCUUUCGAGAAACCAGAAUCGACAGAUAGAAUCGGCUUGUCCUGUGAAUGAUUUUGUGAUGCUAUUGACAACAUUUGUCGAGGCCUUUUGAAUCGUCUGACAUAUCGUGGUUAGGGUGGGACUGUCACGCGAGAUAUGAACUAACGUAAAAAUGCCUUUGCAAGGAUGAAAAUUCACUAUCACUAAUUUUUGCACCCACAAACGAAUAUGUUAAUGUAGUAGCUGUUCAUCAUUAGCAAGUCGAUUUAACAACUGUUUUCAAUACUAAUUGAAAACAUAACAAUUGUACCAUGUGAUGAAAGAACAUAUAAAACCACGAGCCAUAUGGCUCUUGAUAAAACCCUGUAUGGGUACAGCGAACUCCCUUUAUAGCGGACAAUGGGAGCUCGAGUUAGCGUCCUCUUUAGCGAUAGUCCAUAAUAGUGGGAGUCUACUUCAUUCAAACGUCUGUAAUUUGUUUUUUGCCGGGGACUUAGGUACUGUUCGUUUUAUCGUGGUGUCCGUUAUUAUAUCUGGGUGUCCGCAGGGCGAGGGUUGACUGUACUUCGACGGAAUUUAACUUGCAACGAUCGCUAUUUAUGAAACGACGAUCCUAGAGAUUAAAGCGACGAUCGAAUUGCCAUUCCGACCAAGUUUGACAACGUUAGUCGUGCGAAAACGGCAAAGAAAUAUGCCUAAAGGUGUGUUGCACAUUCGGCAGUUUUUGUUUUGCUUAACUAAACCCGUCUUAUUUUCAUUGCCUCGUUUCUUCCGUCGUUGUCGUGGUUGUACAAACUCGGUAGUGGCUUUAUCAAGCAAAAAUUUUCUUUGCAACCGGAUUUCAUUGAAAAACCAACGAUUUGACGGAAACGCGCGGCGAAAACGACGUCCCCAGGUACCAAUAGAACGGCUCACAUGCAUGUGACUAAAGGAAACAUCACAAAAUAAAUGUAAUCCUUCAAGAUGUAGUGGGAGUGAACACCGUUGUCAACAAACGAGCAAAGUUAGGUGCAAUGAAACUAUUUACUAUUAACGGUUGGCUUUUCUUCACAAACAAAGACAAGGAGAAGAACUAACUCCAACUGGAAAAAGUUAUGCCAACGUUUUCAAGCUGCAUGUGUCAUUGUUCUUUCAUAUCACUGAUUCACUCAAUAGGUGAUGCCGUUCCUGCUUCUACUGUUGGCAAGCUUAUAUCUUAACUAUGUUAACCAUUUAGUUAAAACUUUCUAUCUUUUUACGGGUUCUCCGGCACUGACACUGAGGCAGCGCGGAUUAGUGAGUGCUCAGGAUGCUUGACCACGAUUGUAUAAUUCGAAUUUUCCAAUUCUGUUUCUAUUAAAAAGUUAUCAAACAGAUAUUGCGUAAGCGCAUAAGUUCAAUGAUUCUAGAUUGUCAUGACACCCUGAUAGGCAAAGGCACUUAGGGGCAUUUACUCUACUAAUAAGAGUCGCCCGCGAACAGUAUCCUGACUGAUCAUGCGAAGACGGUUGAUUGGAAGCUUGGCUGCCGUAUCCAUUUGCUGGAUUCUUUUCUCGAGAGUCUCGGCUCAACUCCUUAGUGUAAACAUUGCUAUCGUCCUUUUAGAAUAUUUUUUAAUAGGAUUUUCCCAGGUUCAACUUAAUACUAUUGAGAGAGAUCAUUCAUUUAUUUUUUAUUCAUUGUAGAACCGAAUUUGCAAUUUAAUCUCAAUUGUAUUAAGGUUUAUCCUUCCUUGGGUCAAUGUAUCGCUUACCUUCUUUAUUCAGACCAACUUGGUUCCAUAUCCACGUAUUCACUUCCCACUGGCCACUUAUGCUCCAGUUAUCUCUGCUGAAAAAGCCUACCAUGAACAGUUGAGUGUUUCGGAAAUCACCAAUGCCUGUUUUGAGCCAGCCAAUCAGAUGGUGAAAUGUGACCCACGUCAUGGCAAAUAUAUGGCUUGCUGUCUGCUGUUCCGUGGUGAUGUAGUACCUAAGGAUGUGAAUGCAGCUAUCGCAACAAUCAAGACCAAGAGAACCAUUCAGUUUGUGGACUGGUGCCCUACUGGCUUCAAGGUUCGUGUAACUCAGUGCCUUAAAAAUUUUGAUUAAAUUCAGUACAAGCAGUUCUUCAAUGUUUUUACGCAUGUUAUUAGUUUUUCAAACCGUAAAAGAGAAGCUAGGAAAAUGGACGUGUCAGUCAAGCUCUCUCAAUUGAUCUCAUUUUUCAGGUGGGCAUCAAUUACCAACCUCCCACAGUUGUUCCUGGUGGUGACUUGGCCAAGGUUCAGCGUGCUGUUUGUAUGUUGAGUAACACCACAGCUAUUGCUGAGGCCUGGGCCCGUCUGGAUCACAAGUUUGAUCUGAUGUAUGCCAAGCGUGCGUUUGUCCACUGGUAUGUGGGUGAGGGUAUGGAGGAAGGAGAGUUCUCUGAGGCUCGUGAAGAUUUGGCUGCACUGGAGAAGGAUUACGAGGAAGUUGGCGUAGAUUCUGCAGCUGAUGAAGGCGAGGAUGAUGACGGAGACGAAUACUAG